Manis javanica (Malayan pangolin) is the source of this 4466-nucleotide messenger RNA. Lineage: Eukaryota; Metazoa; Chordata; Mammalia; Pholidota; Manidae. The record is from RefSeq and is a predicted model, not a curated record.
AGCCCCAGCUGCCGUGACACGCAGUGGGCCCAGGGCCCUGCAGGAGCUGGCGGGCCACAUUGCCCUGCAGGGUCAGCUCCUCCUGGUCCUUUCACACAGGGCUUCAUCCUCGCCCCGGACAGAUCCUGAAGGCUUAGGGCCAGCCGGCUGGCCACGCAGAUUCUCAGGACACGCCCACUGCUGCCAGCUGCCCCCAUCUGCUGGAGCAGGGCUGAGCUCCCGGAUGCAGCACCCCCCAGCCCUCCAGUCCUGGCAUCCCUGGAGCAACAAGGCCCAGAAGAAGGAAGAGGAGCAUGGUGAGAAGGAUCUGAAGACGGGUGCUAAGAAGGGUCUCGCCCUGGCCUGUUUCUUCCGUUCCCAGGUGACUGCAGCUGCGCUGGCCACCACCCACCUGGAAUCCCCUGCACUUGUUAACUCUCCAACAUCACCAUGACCACAAGGGCUGAAAAAUACUAUUUGACUUUUUGCUAGGAAAAAAGCCUCUUCCAGACCCGUGGACAAGGGAUGGCCGACCCCUGCCCCCUGGUAUCCUGGGGCCCUGCUGGAGGCGCUGCCAUUGUGCCGCUGCAGGUCACAAAUGAGGACACUAUGGCACGAGGAGCCCAGGGGGCCUGCCCAGCAGAACUCAGGCUGCUGGGGGGGACAUGGUUGGGCGCUUUCAUCACAGCUCCUGACGCCAAUCCCAGACUCCAUGAGGAAGCAGGAGGUGUGGACGGGUGGGGAGGCUGGCCAGGGCCACGGCACUGGCUCCCCAGCAGAGCAGGUGAAAGCCCUUGUGGACCUGCUGGCCGGGAAGGGAGGUCAGGGCCCCCAGGCCCUGCAAACACCCAACAGGACAUCAGAAUCCCCACUGGGGACCCAGAACAAAGACUCGAGGAUACAGAGGCACCGUGAAGCUGUACUGAGCAGGGCAGGGGGCAGCCCGGAGCUGGGCAGUCCCUCGCCCAGGCUGACUAGCCUCCUACUGGCGGAGGGCCUGACGGACUUGCAGCUGAAGGAACAUGACUUCACGCAGGUGGAGGCCACGCGUGGGGACCCGCACCCUGCGAGGACCAUCUCCCUGGACCAGCUCUUCCUGCCUCUGUCUCGGGUGUCUAUCCCACCCCGAAUCUCUAUCACCAUCGGGGUGGCCGGCAUGGGCAAGACCACCCUGGUGAGGAACUUCAUCCACCUCUGGGCCCAGGGGCAGGUUGGCAAGGACUUUUCGCUGGUGCUGCCUCUGACCUUCCGGGACCUCAACACCUAUGAGAAGUUGUCUGCCGACAGGCUCGUCCACUCUGUCUUCCCACACGUCAGUGGGGAGUCCGGCCUGGAGGCGGCAGCCCUAAGCAAAAGCCUCCUGAUCCUGGACGGCCUAGACGAGUGUAAGACGCCCCUGGACUUCUCCAGCACUGCGGCCUGCACAGACCCCAAGAAGGAGAUCCCGGUGGACCACCUGAUCACCAACAUCAUCCGCGGCAACCUCUGCCCGGAGGUUUCUGUCUGGGUCACCUCCCGCCCCAGUGUGGCUGGCCAGAUCCCAGGGGGCCUGGUGGACCGGAUGACAGAGAUCCGGGGAUUCAACGAGGAGGAGAUCAAGGUGUGUUUGGAGCAGAUGUUCCCCGAAGACCAGACUCUCUCGGGCUGGGCCCUGAGCCAGAUGCGGGCAGACAGGGCCCUGUACCUGAUGUGCACCGUCCCAGCCUUCUGCCAGCUUGCGGGGUUGGCACUGGGCCACGUGGGCCGCCACGGGCUGGGGCCCCAGGAUGCAGAGCUGUGGCCUCCAAGGACCCUGUGUGAGCUCUACUCUUGGUAUUUCAGGGCGGCUCUCGGUGGGGAGGGGCAGGAGAAGGGCAGGACAAGCCCUCACAUCCAGCAGGUGGCCCAGGGCAGCCGCAAGAUGGUGGGGACGUUGGGCCGACUGGCCUUCCACGGGCUGAUCAGGAAGAAGUACGUGUUCUACGAGCCGGACCUGAAGGCGUUCGGUGUGGGCCUCCCUCUGCUGCAGGGCGCCCUGUGCGGCUGCUUCCUGCAGCGGGAGGACACCCCGGCCUCCUCGGCAGCCUACUGCUUCACCCACCUGUCCCUGCAGGAGUUCGCGGCAGCCGCGUACUACUACGGUGCGGCCAAGAGGGCCGUCUUCGACCUCUUCAUGGAGGGGGGCGUGUCCUGGCCCCGGCUUGGCUUCCUCACGCAUUUCAGGAGUGCGGCCCAGAGGGCCAUGCAGACUGAGGACGGGCGGCUGGACGUGUUCCUGCGCUUCCUCUCAGGCCUCUUGUCGCCGAGGGUCAACGCCCUGCUGGCUGGCUCCCUGCUGGCCCAGGGAGAGCACUGGGGCUACCGGGCCCAGGUGGCCGAGCUCCUGCAGGGCUGUCUGCAGCCCGACGUGGCAGUCUGCGCCCGGGCGGUCAACGUCCUGCACUGCCUGCACGAGCUUCAGCACACGGAGCUGGCCCGCAGCGUGGAGGAGGCCAUGGCAAGCGGCGACCUGGCCAGGAUGACUGCCCCAGCACAUCGCGCGGCUCUGGCCUACCUCCUGCAGGUGUCGGACGCCUGCACCCAGGAGGCCAACCUGUCCCUGUUCCUCAGCAAGAGCGUCUUCCAGAGCCUGCUGCCCCAGCUGCUCUACUGCCGGAGCCUGCGGCUGGACGGCAACCAGUUCCAGGACCCCGGGAUGGAGCUGCUGGGCAGCAUGCUGAGUGGGAAGGACUGUCGCGUUCAGAGGAUCAGCUUGGCUGAGAACAAGAUCGGUAAUAAAGGCGCCAAAGCCCUGGCCAGAUCCCUCCUGGUCAACACAAGUCUGACGGCUCUGGACCUCCGCAGUAACUCCAUUGGACCCCAAGGGGCCAAGGCACUGGCAGAUGCUCUGAAGAGGAACCGCACUCUGGCCUCUCUGAGGCCCCCUCCUUGUCCCCACAGCCUCCAGAGCAACACAAUCAGAGAUGAUGGUACCAGGUCUGUGGCUGAGGCCUUGGCCGCGAACCGGACCCUCUCCGCGCUGCACCUGCAGAAGAACACCAUCGGGCCCCGGGGAGCCCAGUGCAUGGCGGACGCGCUGAAGCAGAACAGAAGUCUGAAGGAGCUCAUGUUCUCCAGUAACAGCAUUGGUGAUGGAGGUGCCCAGGCCCUGGCUGAAGCCCUGAAGGUGAACCAGGGCCUGGAGAGCCUGGACCUGCAGAGCAAUUCCAUCAGUGAUGCGGGAGUGGCAGCGCUGAUGGGGGCCCUCUGCGCCAACCGGACCCUCCUUAGCCUCAACCUGCGAGAAAACUCCAUCAGCCCCGAGGGAGCCCAGGACCUGGCUCGAGGUCUCUGCACCAACAACGUCCUGCGGAACCUGGACCUGACAGCCAACCUCCUCCACGACCAGGGUGCCCAGGCCAUCGCGGCAGCAGUGAGGGAAAACCGCACCCUCACAUCCCUUCACCUGCAGUGGAACUUCAUCCAGGCGGGGGCUGCCGAGGCCCUGGGACAAGCCCUGCAGCACAACAGGAGCCUUACCAGCCUUGAUUUGCAGGAGAACGCCAUUGGGGAUGAAGGAGCUUCGGCGGUGGCCAGCGCGCUGAAGGCAAACACGGCCCUCACGGCCCUCUAUCUUCAGGUGGCCUCCAUUGGUGCCCCGGGGGCCCAGGCGCUGGGGGAGGCCCUGGCUGUGAACAGAACCUUGGAGAUUCUCGACUUAAGGGGAAACUCCAUUGGGGUCGCCGGAGCCAAGGCCCUCGCCAACGCUCUGAAGGUCAACGCGAGUCUCCGGAGACUCAAUCUUCAAGAGAAUUCCCUGGGGAUGGACGGCGUGAUAUGCGUUGCCACCGCCCUGUCUGGAAACCACGGGCUCCAGUACAUCAAUCUCCAGGGCAAUCACAUUGGCGAAUCUGGUGUCAGGAUGAUCUCAGAGGCCAUCAAGACAAACGCUCCCUCGUGCAGUGUUGAAAUGUGAGCAAAAAACAAGUUCCUCGUGGACCAGACAGGAGGAUGAACAAAGAUGCAGCUGGAAGCUUUUGGGGAAAAAAAGACCAUUUCCCAGUGUCCUUCCUGUGGUCUGGGAAUGAUGCCAUCCCACACGAGAGCAGGUCUCCUGUAAGGAGGCAGGCAAGGUUCUGCCAAAGCGGGUCAGGAGCACCUCUCCUGGUCCAGGGUCAGUCCAGGCAGGAGCGAGAUGAAUACUCUGCCUCAACACAGAGGAGGGAGGGUCUUCUGCUGAGGGACUCGGGGACAUGGGCCCCAAAGCUCAGCAAGCAAAAGGCCAGUCUGAGCUUAUUUAUACCCUGAGGUGCAUGUAAGGCCAAAGGCAGAUGUGAAGUGACUUCCUCUGACAUAGGCAGCAUGAGCAGUCCAUCUAGUCCUCCGCCUCUGAAAUGAGUUGCCAUCUUCAAGCCCAAUAAGAGUAUCAAUUUGGCAUCAGUGACAGAGGGCGCUUCUCUUUUCUCAAGAUCAUCCAUAUGAUCCUUAGAGACAUAUGGAAAAAUUAUGGCAUUUUUUUUUGAAGAGAA